AUGCAGUGGCCCUCCCUGCCGUUCUAUCCGUACCCGCCUUCCAAGGAUGGGUACUGGAGCCCUGUUACAUCGACCCUGAACUGGUGUGAAGAGGACUACUAUGCGACCAUCUACGCCGCCGAGAUCAUCAAUACACUGACCAACUUGUUGUUUAUGUGGCUCGGGGUCAAGGGAAUUUUGAGCUGUCGCAGGCAUAAGCAUGACCAGAUUUUCCUCAUCGCCUACUGUGGUUAUCUUGUCGUUGGCACCGGGAGCUUCCUGUUCCAUUCGACCCUUAAAUGCAAGUGUCCCGGAUCCUUCGGAGCGUGUGAUACUGAUCCCAUGCAGCUUGUCGAUGAGCUCUCCAUGAUCUACACCACAUGUUUGAUGGCCUAUGCGUCCUUUUCCUACUCGAGGCCAACAGGCAUCCGUUUUGCUCUGGCGAUUUCCCUGACCUCACUCGCCGUUUUCAUCACCCUCUACUAUCAUUACCUACAAGAUCCCGUGUUCCACCAAAAUGCGUACGCAAUUUUGACCGCGGUUGUGAUUAUUCGGAGUAUGUAUACCAUGGAGAAGACCCUUCGUCCAAAAUGGCGGGGUACGCGCGAGGAGGAUCGCCUUGCACGCGAGAAACAGGGCCUGCUGGUUCCGACCAGGGAGAACCAACACUACGAGAACGUUCGCGAUAUGAAGAUUCUCAAGACCAUGUGGUAUAUGGUUGGCUACGGAUUGAGCAUGUUCCUUGGUGGGUUUGCUAUCUGGAAUCUGGACAACAUCUUCUGCAGUCAGAUUAGGCAAUUGCGGAAGACCGUAGGGCUUCCUUGGGGUAUUUUCCUCGAGGGUCACGGCUGGUGGCACAUCAUGACCGGUCUUGGCGCGUACUUAUAUAUCAUUUGGGGAAUUUGGUUGCGUCAUUGCUUAAACCGUCGUCAGGAGGAAUACUACUUAUGGUGGCCUCAUACUUGGAACAUUCCCGAAGUGAUCCGUAUCAACGAUAGCCAGCACGAAAACGGAUCGGUGAAGAAGUCGAACUGAGGCUCUUUUCUUGGGAGUUAUCUUGUCUGGUGUUUUAUAUUUAAAAUGAUUCCCUCUAACGUUGCUGGGGCCAGGAGCUCCAGGAGAAGUCUUUGAUGUCUCACUAAGUGUGUCCAUUGGACUUUGCCGGAACAUUGGCGUUUGAAUCGCCAAUCUAUUAACUUAUAGACCUGGUCUAUAUAUACAUAAUACCGACAAAACAAGUCCUAAUGUAUGAUGCAACAUCUCUAUACUCUCGUAUAAUGUGUAUGACGGACAGAAUGAUCACAGCUUGGAU
Molecule: messenger RNA, 1291 nt
Organism: Aspergillus glaucus CBS 516.65
Lineage: Eukaryota; Fungi; Ascomycota; Eurotiomycetes; Eurotiales; Aspergillaceae
Product: ceramidase
Exons: 4
Coding region: 1-1014 (337 amino acids)
Biological process (GO): ceramide biosynthetic process; ceramide catabolic process
Cellular component (GO): endoplasmic reticulum membrane
Source: RefSeq, a predicted model, not a curated record